Molecule: messenger RNA, 1671 nt
Organism: Cucumis melo (muskmelon)
Lineage: Eukaryota; Viridiplantae; Streptophyta; Magnoliopsida; Cucurbitales; Cucurbitaceae
Product: actin-97-like
Exons: 5
Coding region: 150-1283 (377 amino acids)
Cellular component (GO): cytoplasm
Source: RefSeq, a predicted model, not a curated record
UCAAUCAAUCAAUCAAUCAAUCAAUCCUCCCAUUCCCAUUACAUUGCCAAAAGGUUCUAUUCUCAUUCUCUACAUCCAUUUCCCUUUCUUUCCUUCUUCUUCCUCUGUUUCUUCUUCGUUUCCUUGAUUCAUUUCUCUUUGCUUAGAAAAUGGCAGACUCUGAGGACAUUCAGCCACUCGUAUGUGAUAAUGGAACGGGAAUGGUUAAGGCUGGGUUUGCUGGAGAUGAUGCUCCAAGAGCUGUGUUUCCUAGUAUUGUAGGUCGUCCUCGCCACACGGGUGUGAUGGUUGGGAUGGGUCAGAAAGAUGCUUAUGUUGGUGAUGAGGCUCAAUCUAAGCGUGGUAUUUUGACUUUGAAAUAUCCAAUUGAGCAUGGCAUUGUUAGCAAUUGGGACGACAUGGAAAAGAUUUGGCAUCAUACUUUCUAUAACGAGCUUCGUGUUGCCCCCGAGGAGCACCCGGUUCUCCUAACUGAGGCUCCUCUUAACCCAAAGGCCAAUCGUGAGAAGAUGACACAAAUCAUGUUUGAAACUUUCAAUACUCCAGCCAUGUAUGUUGCCAUUCAAGCUGUUCUGUCCUUGUAUGCAAGUGGUCGUACAACUGGUAUUGUGUUGGACUCUGGUGAUGGUGUCAGUCACACUGUUCCUAUAUACGAAGGGUAUGCCCUCCCACACGCCAUCCUUCGUCUCGACCUGGCAGGUCGUGAUCUCACAGAUAACCUGAUGAAAAUUCUCACUGAGCGUGGGUACUCUUUCACAACAACUGCUGAGCGUGAAAUUGUGAGAGAUAUGAAAGAAAAGCUGGCAUAUAUCGCUCUUGAUUAUGAACAAGAGAUGGAAACAUCCAAGACCAGCUCGUCCGUCGAAAAGAGCUAUGAAUUGCCUGAUGGACAGGUGAUUACCAUUGGGGCAGAAAGAUUCAGAUGCCCCGAAGUUCUUUUCCAGCCCUCCAUGAUCGGAAUGGAAGCUGCAGGCAUUCAUGAGACUACAUAUAACUCUAUCAUGAAGUGUGAUGUGGAUAUCAGGAAGGAUCUGUACGGUAACAUUGUCCUAUCUGGUGGUUCAACCAUGUUCCCCGGCAUUGCUGAUAGAAUGAGCAAGGAAAUCUCAGCCCUCGCCCCUAGCAGCAUGAAGAUAAAGGUUGUGGCCCCACCGGAGAGAAAGUACAGUGUCUGGAUUGGAGGAUCCAUCUUGGCAUCCCUUAGCACCUUCCAACAGAUGUGGAUUGCCAAAGCGGAAUACGAUGAAUCUGGACCGUCGAUCGUGCACAGGAAAUGCUUCUAAAGGAAGAAGAAAUAGGAAGAAGAUUCAUUUGUGGUGGAAGAGAUGGAGCAAAAAUGGUGAAUGAAAUUUUGAGAUGGUAUGGAUUUUAAUUGAUAAAAUGGUUCCAAAUUCUUUCAAUAAUAUUAUGUUAUUGAAAAGUCUUUUUUUUCACAAUCUGUCAUUAUUUUUCCGAUUAUUUUUUCCCUCGAGAUUUAUCUCUCAAUGGGAUUGGGCUUUAGAGGGGUUUUAGAUUUUUAUAUGGUUUGUUUUCUUUUACUGAUUCAAGAAGUCUACAGAAUAUUGAAGUUUAUGAAGAUUUAAUUUUUCUGAACCAAUUAUGUAUGUAAUAUAAUUUUAUCAAGUAGUACUUGAUAAAAUAUUAUUUAUGACACUUCCUUCAUUCUUUAUU